Molecule: messenger RNA, 1548 nt
Organism: Aptenodytes forsteri (emperor penguin)
Lineage: Eukaryota; Metazoa; Chordata; Aves; Sphenisciformes; Spheniscidae
Product: heat shock 70 kDa protein 12B
Exons: 9
Source: RefSeq, a predicted model, not a curated record
AUGGCGAUGCUCCUGGAGCCCGGGAUGCAGAGUCUCCGCAUGGGUGCCAACGGCGAGCGGUGCCCCACGCCGUCCCCUCCCGGCUCCCCGGGGACACCCCACGACAGCUGCAGCAUCGCCCCGCUGACGCCCUCCCAGUCGCCGAGGAGCGAGGCUCGCUCCCAGCAAACCGCCUCCUUCGCCGUGGUGGUGGCCAUCGACUUCGGCACCACGUCCAGCGGCUACGCCUUCAGCUUCUCCAGCGACCCCGAGGCCAUCCACAUGAUGAGGAAAUGGGAAGGAGGGGACCCAGGGGUGGCCAACCAGAAGACCCCCACCAGCCUCCUGCUGACCCCGGAGGGCGUCUUCCACAGCUUCGGCUACACCGCCAGGGACUACUACCAUGACCUGGACCCCGAGGAAGCCCGCGACUGGCUCUACUUCGAGAAGUUUAAGAUGAAGAUUCACAGCACCAGCGAUCUCACCAUGAAAACUGAACUAGAAGCUGUCAACGGGAAGAAAAUGCAAGCGCUGGAGGUGUUUGCCCACGCACUCCGCUUCUUCAAGCAGCACGCCGUGCAGGAGCUGAAGGACCAGUGCCCAUCCCUGCCGGAGAGAGAUGCCAUCCGCUGGGUGAUCACCGUGCCCGCCAUCUGGAAGCAGCCGGCCAAGCAAUUCAUGCGGGAGGCUGCCUACAAGGCCGGUCUGGUGUCCCCGGAGAACCCGGAGCAGCUGCUGAUCGCUCUGGAGCCCGAAGCCGCCUCCAUUUAUUGCAGGAAGCUUCGCCUCCACCAGCUGAUCGACCUGAGCUGCAAACCCCCGGCCAACGGGCUGGCGCCGGACCACUCCAUCGACUCCAGCUUUCGUCAGGACGACCUCCUGAAGAAGCCGGAGGUCCAAGGCAUCAAGUUUCUCUUCCUGGUGGGGGGCUUCGCGGAGUCGGCCAUGCUGCAGCACGCCGUCCAGGCGGCCUUCGGCCCCACCUGCCGCGUCAUCAUCCCCCAAGACGUGGGGCUGACCAUCCUCAAAGGGGCCGUGCUCUUCGGCCUCGACCCCACCAUCGUCCGCGUCCGCCGCUCCCCCCUGACCUACGGCGUGGGGGUGCUCAACAAGUUCGUGGAGGGGAAGCACCCGCGGGAGAAGUUGUUGGUGAAGGAGGGCAAGAACUGGUGCACCGACAUCUUCGAGAAGUUCGUCUCCGUCGACCAGUCCGUGGCGCUGGGGGAGGUGGUCCAACGCAGCUACUGCCCGGCCCGGCCGGGCCAGCGCAAGACCAUCAUCAACAUCUACUGCUGCGCCACCGACGACGUGGUCUACAUCACCGACCCCGGCGUGCGCAAGUGCGGCACCAUCAGCCUGGAGCUGGAGGCGCUGGGCGAUGCCGGCAGCCCGGCCCGCCCCGGCGUGCGCAAGUGCGGCACCAUCAGCCUGGAGCUGGAGGCGCUGGGCGAUGCCGGCAGCCCGGCCCGCGGACGACGCGAGACCCGCCCCAGCAUGCAGUUCGGGGACACGGAAAUCAAGUCCCCCGCCAUGGACAUCCGCACCUCCAAGACGGUCCGAGCCACCAUC